Molecule: messenger RNA, 1417 nt
Organism: Hevea brasiliensis (rubber tree)
Lineage: Eukaryota; Viridiplantae; Streptophyta; Magnoliopsida; Malpighiales; Euphorbiaceae
Product: mediator of RNA polymerase II transcription subunit 22b
Exons: 5
Coding region: 548-1024 (158 amino acids)
Biological process (GO): regulation of transcription by RNA polymerase II
Cellular component (GO): mediator complex
Molecular function (GO): transcription coregulator activity
Source: RefSeq, a predicted model, not a curated record
GGGCCUUAUUCCCUUUUUGGCAUUUCUCUAUCAACCCCAAAUCCCUAAUUUCAAUCAUCCCUUCCCCCUAUUGGCCAUCGUUUUCCUUUGCUCUUAAUCUCUUCCCUAUUUUUCAUUUCUUCUUCUUCCUCCUUUGUGUUAGCGUGCAAUUCUGCUACAAUCUCCUCACCUUGCGGUCCCUGCUUUCGUCAUCGCCGCUCUUAUCCCUUUGAAGAUCGUGCAUUAUAAUGUAAGCUUAAUAGGACCGAAUGAAUUGCCUACUGCCCAGACAACUGCCCAACGAGCCCUAGAAAGAUCCCCUUCUCUGUCUCUUAGUCACUGGCUCUCUGCUGCAAUCUCGCGUCAUCUUCUCGCCUUCCUCUAGUUCUCUUGCCUUUGAAAUCGUUUCUAAAUAUAAGCAUCCCUCAUUCAGUCAUUCCAUCCUUUCUUUCUGGAGUAUCGCCGCUGAGUCGGUGAGUCUCACACUUCGCAGCCUUGUGGACAUCUGUGCUCUCUCGACUCUCGACUCUCGCUUCUCAGUGGUUCAGUGUCCUUUGUUAAGUGGGAAAUGAAUAAAGGUGGAGUAGUAGGUGCUGGGGGUGCUGGAGGAGGUGGAAGCGGACCAACUGCAGCUGCAACUGCAGCUGCUGCACAAAAGCAGAAGUCAUUGAUGCAGAGAGUGGAAACAGAUAUUGCCAACAUUGUCGACAAUUUUACUCACCUUGUCAAUGUUGCCAGGGUCAAUGAGCUGCCAGUUAGAAAUUCGCAAGAGGCUUUUAUGAUGGAAAUGCGAGCAGCCAGAAUGGUUCAAGCAGCUGACUCUUUACUUAAGUUGGUGUCAGAGCUUAAACAAACUGCAAUCUUCUCGGGCUUUGCAUCUCUCAAUGAUCAUGUAGACCGAAGGAUAGUUGAGUUUAAUCAGUUGUCAGAAAAAACUGAUGGCAUGUUAGCUAGAAUUGGUGAGGAGGCUGCUGCUAGCCUCAAGGAACUUGAAUCUCAUUAUUAUUCCUCUGCACAAAGGGUAAGUCAAGACUUACAACCGUAAACCAAGGGUUCUGAACAGAAGCAAUGCUGCUUUAUUGUUGAAUCACUUAUUCUCUCUUCCAGUUGAUUUUAUGGUAAAUCCUAUAAUAGUGGACGAUGCAAAUUAUUUUGUUCCUGAUAAGAAUUUGCCUUUUCAUCUGUUCAUGGAAUUUUAGAGGAAAACACAGACUUCCAAUUCCUUGUUUUUUGACAUUUUUCUUUUUAUGCAAAACUCUAUCCCAGAUUCAGAAAGUUAAACAUAACAUUCAAAAUGGGAUCUGGAAUUUUAUUGAGAAUAGGUUUAUGAGCCUCACAUAUGUAAACUUUCUACAAUUCUCCUUAACACGUCAAAUAUGAGCAAAAAUGUAAUGUUUUAUUGCUGUGGAAAUAUGUAAUGGCCUCACAUGCUUUGUCA